This is a messenger RNA of Fraxinus pennsylvanica, 1362 nucleotides long. Lineage: Eukaryota; Viridiplantae; Streptophyta; Magnoliopsida; Lamiales; Oleaceae. The record is from the annotation of a GenBank genome assembly.
AUGGAGCCGGAGAAGAGCAGUCGAGUGAAAGUCCGUUCACUGCUCAGUGUAGUGUCUUGCAAGCCGAUUGAGCCGGGGAAGACUUUGAAACUUUCUUCUUUGGAUCAUGCACUGGGACUUCACAGUGUCCAUGUCGUUUUUUACUACGAGUCAAAUCCAUUUGACGAAGGUCCACACUCAACGGACAUGGACAAUCUCCGGAUCGCUCUCUCGGAUCUACUGAAUAAGUACCCGAAAGUAACGGGUCGGUUGACCCGAGAUGUGGAUGGAAAUUGGGAAGUUAAGUGCAAUGAUGCUGGUAUGAGGAUUGUGAGGGCUGAAGUAAGCUCCACCAUUGAUGAGUGGUUGAGAUCUGCUGAUGCUUUGGAGGAGCGAGAUCUAACGGUGUGGGAGGACAUGCCGGAAGAUCCAAGUAUCUGGUCACCAUUUCGAAUCCAGAUAAAUAAUUUCAAUUGUGGGGGUUUGGCAAUUGGCCUCAGCUGUAGUCACAUGCAUGCGGAUCUCACAAGUGCAACGCUGCUUUUCAAAUCAUGGACCGAAUUUCAUCGAGGCCAACCCUUAACUUACCAUCCUAUUUUUCAUCUCCCUUCAACAAAUGGUCGAUCUUCACAAGAUACUCGCACCGAAUCAACUGAAUUGUAUGCAGCAAAAUCCACAGUCGAAACUAACCCUGUGAAAAUGGGCACGGCAACUUUAAGAUUUCCCGAUUCAUCAAUCAAGAAAUGUCUCUCUCGAGUCCACUCCAAGUGCGAGAAUGCCACUCCCUUCGAUCUGCUCGUCGCAUUGUUUUGGUCCCGUAUUGCAAGGUUGAAGAAACCAACAAAUGGGGUUAAGCAUUCCUUAUCCUUUUGCGUAGAUUUGAGAAAGCAUUCAAAUAAGUCCGUCCCUUUUGGAUAUUUUGGCAAUGCAUUGAGUUUUUCAUCACUGUCUUUGAAUACUGAAGAAUUGUUGGAAAGUCAUGGACUAGGCAAUGUCUCGAAGCAUGUCCAUAGGCAUAUGGCCGGUCUUGAGGAUGAAUUUUGGUCAGCUCUAGAUGUGUUUGAUACGCGCAAGGAAGAAGGGACCAAGUUUGCUCCACCAUUUAGAAUGUAUGGCCCCGAACUUACUUGCAUUAGCAUGGAACACAUGAUAAAUCCCGAGGGUCGGUCGAUGACAUUUGACACGAUGUUCAAGGAGGGUGAGAAACCCGUUCACGUGAGUUAUCAACUGGGGAACGUGGAAGGUGAAGGGCUAAUUUUGAUUAUGCCUGCCGCUGAAGAGGGGCUUGGGCGAAUAGUAAGGGUGAUGCUACCGGAGGAACAGAUUGACAUGCUACUCAAGGAUGAAGUCAUACUAGAUUUAGAGCCAACACUUACUCCUUAG